CUCAAACAAGAACCAGCUCAUACAACACCAACCCCACUCAUUUCCACGCUCGCGGUCACUACCUCACCUCCUCACCUCUGCUCGCAUUCCGCAAUGGAGUGGAUGAACACGCACGGGCUGGAGCCCGAGUUUUACUGGGAAGACUUUGCGAGCACGACGCUUGAGACGCGCCUGAAGCUGAGCAGUCCAGCCACGAGCGACAACACGAGCACAGGCCAGGGAAAGCAGCGGUGGUGGGGUGAUCAUGUGGAGGCAAUUCUGGACGAGCACAGCGACGCCCUAUCUGCGACAUGCGACAGUGAUGACGAAGGGGACCUGGAGAGUCUCAAGAGCCAAGAAAAAGGAGAGGGCAAGGGACGGCAUUCACCACAACCACAGCACCCACAGCAGCAGCGCCUUUUGCUCUUUGGGGCCAAAGAUGAGCACACGCUCCUGUUUGGCGCCAAACUGUCUUGCGAUGCGAGCCCUAAAGCAGAACCAAGAGCACGAGCCUGCGCAGCCAGCGAGGACGCCUUCAACUUGUAUGUGACCCCGCGCGAUGAUGGUGCUAAAUCGCACAGCGUGGCCUUUGACGACGACGGACGAGGCUGCCUUGUGCUCGAAGACGCGCUUCCAGAGGCAACCUGGAACCACCAACUGCACCCCGUCACGGCCAUCAUUCAAGCUGCACAAGAGGACCCGAUGCCAGCGUCACCAACUCCUCCCACCUUGUUUCCCGCCAAACCAGCUCAACACGAUGACAGUGGUGAACAACAGCUGCGCAGCAAGUACUGUGGACACCCACAACCCGUGCAUGACGAGAUGGAGCUGCACCCUAUCCUAUCGCCAGAACGGCCCCGUGUCACAGGGGCCAAUGCCGAGGUGUUCCUGCAAGAGCUAGCAGGCAGCGAUGACGAAGAAGGCCUGCCUCCAUCCUCACCAGAAGAGGCGGCAGGAAACAGAGGCUUCGACCAGCAGCAACUGAAGCGCGCGUUCAAUCCAGGCAGGCUUGCAGCAGCUGUUUUCGGCAAGGGUGCCGCAGCAUCAACGUCAACAGCUUCCAAGGCACCCAGCACCAACACUGACGACAGCACUACCGAGAACCACCAACCAUCCCCACCCGCAAGCGUCACCAUCACCACCACAACAGCAACAACAACAACAGCAACAGUGACAGCAGCAGCGACAGCAACAACAGCAACUACGACCAAAGGAGUGCCAGGCACCUCGCCGCCACAGCCACUGCUGGAGCCCCUGCCACCACAGUCAGAUGCCACCAAGCUCGCGGAUAUCCGCAAGAGCAUCCUCAAGGACUUGGACGAAGUUGUUGUGGUCGACAGCGAGGCGCACGAUGCGCACAUGAUCGGGGCGAUGGGCGAGCGCUUGGCAGGGUGGUCCAAGCACCAGCCACUGCGUUCUCAGGUGCGCGCCAUGCAGCUGGCCUUGCCACGCCACGUCCUCCACAGGCAGUGUGGGUCACUGGCCUCGCUCCACCACUUUCUCCGCCAAGUGCUCGCCAGCUUGGACCUGCAGCAGCACACGACCUUUGACGACCGCAUCAUGACGUGGGAUGUGCUUGGUGCGCUGACGCCGCUCACAGACACGGGCCGCACCGCCUUUUCCACGUCCAAGCAGCAGCACCGCCACCACUCCAGUGACCGCAGCGACGAUGCCAAGCUGGCAAACGUGUACUUCAGGCGCACCAGCAGCAAAGCAAGCGACCCGCAGCAAGACCAAGAAGAUGAAGGGCAGUUGCCACGCCUGCUUCCCCUCAAUGAGCUGACUGUGGGUGGCCACAGCAGUAUGCUCAACUCUUCACAUGCAGUCCCUUCUCCACCUCGACCACGCCCUCUUCCUUCUUCAGUGCAUAUCAACGACGAAGACGCCGGCGCCAGCACGGACACCACCGCUACUCAGACCAGCAAGACCACUGCUCACAACGCCCACAGUGCGCUGAGGGAGCCAUCAGCCUUAGCAGGUGCGGGGCUGCCGUCUGGGUUGGAGGCGUUCAUGCAGUUGCGCGCGGCGGCAGCACGCGCAUCUUCUGCUGCUGAAGGCCAAGAAGAUCACGGCCCUUCCACGCCACCUGCGCAGGUCUUGGGGCAGGGGCGAAGCACGAAUACUGCUGCUGAUGAUGAUCAACGACCAACAGGCACACCUGGUCUCAAGUCACCUCUGGUCCCACAGCAGGCGCAGGAGCAGAUGGAGCUGAAGCUGUUUGCAUCACAACAACUGCUGCAGAACGACGAUCUCGUGCUCGCCCUUGAAGACAAGCUGCAAGUGACGUGCGUGCCUGUGGGAAGCAGCCGGAGCGCCACAAGCAGCUGCGACCUCAUUGUCGAUGAGGCCUGCGGCAUCACCAUUGUUCCGCCCUCCUUAUUCCUGCAAGCAGCAGAUGACGUGAAGCGCGUGUGCCAGCAAGUAGUGCAUUGCUUGAAGCAGUUCCAGAGCGUCCAUGUCAUCAUCGCGGCCACCACUUCAGCCACGACAGCCAGCAGCAGCAGCAGUGCGCAGCUUAAGGCCGGGCUGGAGAGCGACAACUACUCAAAGCUCUUCCUGGCAAUGCUGUCGCCGUGGUUGCAGCCCGCGCACACGGAUGGAUAUGGGCAGGCGACUUUGGCAUACGCCUCCACGCCGGAGCAGUUUGCGGACCUGUGCAAGCACAUCAUCGAUCAGGCAAAGGCGCAAUCGCCCAUUGAAGCUGACGACUGGAUGGACCGCACAUGGGUUGACCAGGAGCCCUCAUGUCAGGAGCUGUUUCUGCUUGGAUGCGACGCCCUGCACCCGCUUUCAGCGCAAUCGCUUCUGCUUGCCUUCACCUUCUCGGAAGCCAUCAGCGCAGAUGCAUCACUCAUUCAACAGCGCUGCCCUCAAAUCCCAGAACACAGCAUCAAGGCCUUUGUGGACGCGUGCCGGCGCGGUAAACCCACCUUCCAGCUGGCACCCAAUCCACCACAACACCAGUACUGCCAGCUGCAGCAGGAAGAGCGCCUGCAGCGCGGCUUCCCUGUUCAAGCGAGGGCGCCUCAGCACGACAUGAGCGUGGCCCAUCCGUCCCACCCGUACGCACGGAUGUCGUCGUUGCCGUCCUUGGCUGCUCAACCUCGCAUGCCGUUUGGUGUUGCACAGGCCCCAGCCAGCUUCCAAGACGCAGGAUACUACCAGCAACAGCCGCAACGGCCAACAAACCAUACCGACACGCAGUGGCCUCGGCUCUCCCACCACGACAACGGCCACGACCACGGCCACCAGCAGCAGCAGCAGCACAGUUCAUAUCUUCAACACGACCAGCGGUACCCUGAGAUUGAGCCGGAGCUGCCUCCCCCGCAUGACGCCGCUUGGCUCUCCCCACCGCUGCCACACCCUCACUCGUCGGAUUACCGUCAUUACCACGAACAAGAACAACACCACCAGCAGCAACGGCAACAGCAGGAUGACGUACGCUACCAACAGAGAGAGCAAACAGGAAUACCGCACGGCACAUUCACCAUCAAUGACGGAUACAGCGGUAUGCGCCAAUCUACCGCCUACACUUCCCCCCACCACCACCAGCAACACCAUCAUCAACACCAACCAAAACGCGCCAAGCCAGACACCCCUCUUACGUACAGUCUCCCCGCAAACCAGCGGAGUGGCCAAACUCGGCUGUUGUUCAAUGGAGAGCCACCGCGAGCGCCAACGACAAAGUGGUUCUGAUCACGAGCACCACGGCCACGGCAAAGCACCCACGACGAAACACCUUCCAUCGCAGGCAAAGCAAUGUGCCCUCCGCAACACAGCCUCCACGCCACAUCGUCCGUAACACGUCGCAAUGCUUGCUUCUUGUCGUGUAUGUCAACGUGAAAGUUUACUUGAUCGCACCAUCUGGGUUGAGCAUGCAUGAUGAUCAGGGUGGCACCACACCCAUCGGUAACUUGUGGGGUGCGUGUGCGAGACAGCACAAUGAACACGUACAAUCAAUACCAUUACAAUCGCACAAUACAUACUCGGGUGUUGUGAACGCAACGGGCAAAAUAGAAAAAGCAAG
Molecule: messenger RNA, 4006 nt
Organism: Salpingoeca rosetta
Lineage: Eukaryota; Choanoflagellata; Craspedida; Salpingoecidae
Exons: 6
Coding region: 94-3675 (1193 amino acids)
Biological process (GO): resolution of meiotic recombination intermediates
Cellular component (GO): condensed nuclear chromosome
Molecular function (GO): single-stranded DNA binding; ATP hydrolysis activity
Source: RefSeq, a predicted model, not a curated record